Messenger RNA from Babesia bovis T2Bo, 3467 nucleotides. RefSeq names its product variant erythrocyte surface antigen-1 beta subunit. The transcript has 11 exons. The record is from RefSeq and is a predicted model, not a curated record. NCBI's taxonomy places the organism in Eukaryota, Apicomplexa, Aconoidasida, Piroplasmida, Babesiidae. Bases 61 to 3378 code for a protein of 1105 amino acids.
AUUGACCUUGACUACCACUGACUCUCACUGGACACUCUCGAAACAAGGGGUGGUAAUACAAUGUCAGCAGCACAGGCCUGGACCCCUUACAACAGCCUUACCAUACCUCCCACCAACCUUAAGGAGGCCAUUGACUGGGUCCUGAGGGUAACUGGUAGGGAUGGUAAAGAGAACAAGGCAGCGCCGGCGAAGCCGCCGCAAUUCAGCUGCCUCUGCUACUUGGCCAAGGCUGUGAAGGACCUACUGUAUGACGCCAAGGACCCGGGGUCCCCUGGUCCCAGCCCUAAGAGGAACUGGGAUGACAUGCUCCUAACAGAGGAAAGUACUAUUGUCAAGCCAGUGCUGGAGGACCUGGGACUCCUUAGUGAUGGGAGUAGCACUAGUGCUGCCAGUACUUGUGCUGGAGGUACCGAGGUCAUAAAGGCACUGAUAGACCAGUUGGCACAGGGACUGCAGAAGUGGGUUGGGUGGCAAGAAAAAGGAGAUGAGUGUUGUCUUAAAGGAACUGAUGGGAUAGGAAGGAAGUGUACAUGUAGUACUAGUGGUGUUGCCGGGUGUUGUACCGGUGCUCCUGGCACUCCUUGUCAUGACUGUACCACGUGUGGUCCUAGUGGUAAAAACAAGUGCUACCAAUCGGCUUACCAGAGACCAAAUGGUCAACCUAGUCCCCCGGGUCCCCCUACAGAAUGCUACUGGCCCACCAUCUCGGACAAGCCAGAUCAAGUCCACCUCCUGGCCCGUAUUUUCCUAGGGUCGGUAUGUCUCAUCUGGAGUGGACUCAGUCAGUUGGGGUUCCUAACAGGAAAGGACGGUGAGAGGUGGAGCCAGAAAGGAAAUCUACAUGAGGUGGACAAGGGUCUCGGCUCAUUCAUGGCGGCCAUGGGCUAUGACUUGGAGAGGUUGAAUGGGAGUCCUCCAGGUAAAAAUGGAGGAGAAUUUGUGCACGAAUUGUUGACAGGAAAGGAUAAAGACAAGGGAGUACCUUGGAAAGAAUUCACUACAGGUGCUUCUAAGGAUAGUGUAGCUGAGUACUACAGUAGUAUCUAUGACAAUGCCCAGAAGGCACUGAACAACAAGAAAACUGAAGAAAUCUGUACUAAGUACCCCCUAUUGGUACUCCACAUCCUGGCCAGUGGGUACUUCAGGGCAGGUAGUGCCGGGGCGAAGAAUAUCAUCGCGGCGAAGCCGUCACAGCCGGCCCCUACUACUCCCAAGACUACCCCUGACUCUACUAAGAAAGAAGACACUCCCUCUUCUAGGAAACCACGAACAAUCCGUGAAAUCCUCUACUGGCUUAGUGCAUUGCCCUAUAGUGAGAAGUACAGAGACCUGGUGGAGAGGAUGCAACAAAAGGCGGAACAGGUGACCCAGGGAAACGGAGAGAAGGAUAAGGAUAAGAUAGAGCUACACAGUGAAGGAGUCAAUAAAACAGAUCUCUAUAAGGACAAGAUUACCCACUACCUAAUGGCCGCCUGUGGCUACUGCCCACUGGUACUCAUCGGUAUCCAGGGGACCAUAGAAAAGGAAGUCAAAGCAGAUACACAGGCGCCGUCAGCAGGUCCGGCAGCAGCUGCUGGUGCUAAGGACAACAAGUGCAAAAAGAAGUACAACGAAAAGAAGCCUAGUGAUGAAUGCUCAAAGUGCCCCUCCGAGGGAAAGGUUUGUUACAGAGGUUACCACCUGGCAGUAAAGCAAUUCGGCCCCCUCCAUGGGAUGUACGCCAAUGGGCUCUUUGGCUUUGACAUGGAGGGCUCUCCCGCCCAGUGCCUGGACCAACUGAGGAUAUAUGUCUACCACUGCUUCUACCAGCUCUAUUUCCUGAGGAAGCAGUGUAGUACGGGCGUUGAAGUGGGAGGAGCAGGAGCGAAGACAGUGCUGGGCUGGAAGAGUUGUAGGUAUGGUAGUGGAGUGAAUCCUAGUGGUGGAGUCAGCAAUCAAAAUCCGUGGAGGUGUGAGGCACAAGGUGUGGGAGGUGCUGGGAAUGACAAGUGCAAGUGCAAAGAGAGCGCUAGUCAUAGAUCACCACUGAUGUACUUCUUGUGUGACGGAUUAGGAUUAAUGGCGUGCAAAAGCACUGUAGGCAAAGGUGUGGAUGAUUAUCCACCUAUUGAGACUCAUUGGACCACUAAAGAUGAUAAUCCUAAAGGUCACUUUGGCACGCCAGACCUCAAUUACCCCAAGUUGUGCCCUGUCCCAAUGGGAUGGAGCUCAGAAAGUGGUAGUGGCAGUACUCAACAAAGAGAGAACCACUUCAAAGAUUUAAGCAAGACGCACAAGCAGGAAUCACUGUCACCACCUGCAUCAGGCACUCAGAAGUAUCCUGCCCACUGCACUGGUAAUACACUAUCACAUCUCCUGGAGUACUACUGUGACCCUGACAAGUGCCCGAGUGGCACUUUGGUGGUACUACUGAGACUACUGGCAUGUAUCACUCCCACGGUGCCACGGACGCUGGGUGACCUCUUUGGGUUCUAUUACUAUAUAGUCUACAUUGGGGGAAACCAGGGUGGAAGUAGUGAAGUGACGAAGAAGUUAUCAGGUAUUGAAAAGGAUGUUCGAUUGAAGAUGAUCGGAAGUGGUGUUAGUGAUACAGUGGUCACCGCACUCAAUGGAUGGAAAGGUAGUAGUAGUACUAGUGGUAGUGCCUGUAGUCACAGCACUAAGGAUGGCUCACUAAAGACCCUAUUUGGAUGUAGUAAUGGCACUAAUAACUGCUGUCAAUACCUUUCUCCCUUAAGUGGCCAGCAGUAUGGCCAGUUGAGUCCCUUGAUGGCCGGGACCUACCUGUCAUGGUUGGUCUAUUUGAUAGAGGAGUUCAAGACAGGACUAGAGGGGUUGGAAAGUGCGUUUAAGAAUAUACAGUGCAAGGAAGAUUGCACUAAGGGUGCGGCAGCUGGUGGUGGAUGUGGCGGUGGACAGUGCCAAGCAGGAACCCAUGGAAAUAGAGACACAUGCUGCUGUGCCUCUGUCGUAUCAUGUACCGGGGUAUUACCGGUAUUGUACAAGUAUGGAUUUGGGUAUGGUAAUGUAACGGAGUUGCACAACGGUAAAGGUUCGAAGAAGUGCGAUGCAUUCCUGAGUACCCUCAAGGGAGUCCUAGAAGGUAAACACCUCAAGAAUGGCUCCAACAUAGGGCUCCACCACGAAAUAAACCAGCUCAUCUACACCACCAGGCUCCCCUGGAUCUUUGUCCUCACGGUAGCGUGGCUAGUGGCAGUGCUCUAUCUAGCCGUUGGUGCCAUAUGGCCACUGGACUGGACGCAUAUGAGGUCACAUUGUAGAGGAUGGUUCAGGAAGGGUAGUCUGAGUCCAUGGGAGGUACUGAUGGUGGGAAAGAAGAAGGGGAGGGGGAUACUAGAGUUUUUUGGUAAGACAUAGUGGCAAAGUAGUGGCGCCUUCGGCGCGAUAACUAGGGAUAAUGUGGAUAUGUUCAUCAUUGGGACAGUAGCUGUGUUCGCGGGUCCAUU